AAAAAAAAAAAAAAAAAACUCUAGAUAUAAACUAUACAACAAGCGCAUUGAAUUGCGUAGAAAUGUAUUUGGUGUAAUUAUUUUUUUUUUUCUAUUUUUCGUUUUUACCCACCUAAUAAUACCCCCCAAUUCCCAAAGAAAAGGUCAUCAGUUACAUUCGACUUUCAUUCCAAUCCCGAAACCCCACUGCUGCUGUCUCCUGUCGGCACCACCAUUGUCUAUUGCUGCACUGCCCACGCCCGACUGCCGUAUGCGGCACUAGCCACCGGCGGUCCCUCUGCCCUUCUCUCCAAUUUCCAUCAUUAAUUGGACCAUUUCUCUUCUUCUUUAAGAGUUGCAAAUGGAUAGGUAUUUUAAAAGACUUGCUUCCGAAUCACAUUUUUCUUCUAGUUCAAGGUCUGAAAUUUCACCAAGUUCACUUGCUGAAACUCAACAAACUGAACAUCAAGCAUCAUGAAACCCAAUAUCAUAUUAUAAUGUAAAUGAUCAUGAUGAGAUAAGAAACGCUUAUAUUCAAAGAGUUUCAUAUCAACAUCAUGAAAAAUUUUAUCUGCAAAUAAAGCAUGGAUCGACAUGUCGUUUUAAAGAAGAGUGGUAUCUUUAGUAUUCUAAUUGGUUAGAAUAUAGUCCUAAAAAUGAUGCUUGUUAUUGUUUGUGUUGUUAUUUAUUUGCAAGUGAAAUUGAACUUCUAGUUUCCAAGGAGGAGAGGCAUCCGCCAGUGUUGGUUUUAGGACUUGGAAUAAUAUUAAAAGAUUUGAUACACAUAUUGAUGGCGUAAAUAGUACUCGUAAUAAAUGUUUAAAAAGAUGUGAAGAUCUUAUGAUGCAAAAUCAAUCCAUACAAGUUGCUCUACAUAAACAAUCGGAGCAAGGUAAGAUUGAUUAUAAGAAUCGUUUGAAUGUAUUUAUAUAUAUUGCUGGUGUAAAUAGUUACUCAUAAUAAAUGUUAUUGCUUUUGUUUUUGGAUUACCUUUUUGAGGUCAUGAUAGUGAAACAUCCAUAAAGAAAGGUAAUUUUCUUACUUUCUUAGUGUUUUUUGCUAAAAAAAUAGAAGUGUUGGUAGUGUUGUUUUGAAAAAUGCUCCUAGUAAAAAAAAGAACAUACUCAAAAUGUGGCAAAACUUUAUCCUGAUGAUUUUGAUGAUUUGGCCAUUGAUUGUCUUAGUUUUGAGUUAGAUGCUUUUGUUGGUAAUUUUUCUAGCUGAUGAGAGAUUUUUAAACUUAGCUACUCUUGGUGAUCUCUCUAAAACGUUGGUUUGUACUGAUUUGUAUAAGUCGUGCCCAACUUUUUUUAAGCUUUUGAAGUUGGCGUUGAUUUUGCUAGUAUCCGCUGCAACUAUUGAAAGAAUGUUCUCUGCAAUGAAGUUUAUCAAGACCGACUUACGCAAUAAAAUUUGUGAUGAGUUUUUGAAUGAUGCUGGUGUAACUUAUUUUGAGUGUGAUUUGUUUCAUAGUAUGUCAAAUGAUGACAUUACACGUUGCUUCCAAAAUAUGAAAACACGGCAUGGGCAUUUGCCUUAAUUUAUUCGAUGGUGAUUGUAACUUUUUUAUUUUAUAUUAUUGACAUCACUUCUUUUUUUCAGGUUUCGCCAUUUUGUAUAAAUGAUUAAAAGUGACUUUAUCAGGUAUGGAUAGUUUCGUAUAUUAAUAAUUUGACCAAAAAUACUUUUUCUAAAUGACGAUGUUGACUUGCACGGCUACGCUACACGAUUUACGCGUGUGUAGUAAGUCCCAUGUUGAUGGAAAAACUAUAUCCAUAAUUAUCCGUCUCUUUCAAUUUAUCUCUGGUAGCAAACUAAGGGACAAAAGGAAUCCACAUCGAAAUUAAGGGACAGAAGGAAUCCACAUCGAAGAAUUUGAGAGAAGUUGAUUUACCUAUAAGCUUGAUGAGCUACUCCUUCUAUUACCAAUUGAUUUUAGAUGAAAACUUAUCGGACUUGUUUGCAGUCAUCUCUCUGUUUCUACUGGUCUUGUUGGGUGUCUUGUUGGGUAUAAGUUCGAUGAUAUAUUUAACAAUAACAUGUUAAUUAAAAGCUCUCUUACAAGAGUUUUGAUAUGAGUGGGAAUGCUCUAUAGCCGUUUAGGGUAGUUGGUAGAGUUCUUAAUGGUUGAAAAUAUUCAGAACUUCCUUAUUAUUUUAUGCUGCAAAAUCUAAUGUCACUUUUCUUCCAAAUAAUAGGUCAGCCAUGAUAUCAUGAUUGUUUUAGCACUACUAUAUAUAAUGUAUGUGUAUUCUAAUGCAACAUGUUACAUGAUUUGUAUUUUCCCUUUACUAAGAAGCCAUGUUUGAUCUUUUUCAGUUCUUACAUUCAUCACUACUUAUCCUUGUAUCAAUUCUUCUACUCUAUUUUGUCAAAAUCUUCAUCUUCCAAACAGCUCCUACAAAAGAUAAUAAUCAACCUAAAGCAUAUCCUCUAAUAGGUCAUUUCAUAGCUGUUUACCAGCAAAAGGAUAAUGUAUUUCAAUGGCUCACUAAACUCCUCAUCUCUUCCCCAUCUUCCACCUUCAUUCUCCACCGUCCAUUGGGUGUCAAGAGCAUCCUGACCGCUGAUCCUAUCAUCGUUGAACACAUCCUCAAAACUCGCUUCUCAAUCUACCAAAAAGGACCUUUUCAAAAGGGUGUUCUUAGAGACCUUUUAGGUGAUGGAAUAUUCAAUUCUGAUGGUGAGACUUGGAAAGUUCAAAGACAAAUUGCUAGCUAUGAAUUCAACACUAAAUCAUUAAGAACAUUUGUACAAGAUGUUGUCGAAUUCGAGCUCGAAAAUCGUCUUAUACCAAUUCUUUUUAAGGCUGCCAAGAAUGGAACAGUUCUUGAUCUUCAAGAUAUACUCAAAAGAUUUGCUUUUGAUAAUAUUUGUAAGAUAGCUUUUGGGUAUGAUCCUCAAUAUUUAUCACCUUCUUUACCAGAAGCUAUGUUUGCAGUAGCAUUUGAAGAUGCUGUAAUGAUAAGUUCUAGAAGAUAUCAAUCCUUCUUCCCAAUUCUUUGGAAAAUUAGUAGAUUUCUGAAUAUAGGGUCUGAAAAAAGGCUUAGAAAGUGUAUUGUUGAGAUUCGAAAAUUCGCUAAUAAUCUUGUUAAGCAAAGAAAACAGGAGAGGAUGAUGAAUACUGUUUUAUUUGAAACAAAUGAUUUACUGUCAAGGUUCUUAAAAUCUGGACAUUUGGAUGAGAAAUUUGUGAGUGAUAUUGUGAUUAGUUUUAUUUUAGCAGGUAGAGAUACUACAUCAGCAGCUUUGACAUGGUUCUUUUGGCUACUUCAUAAGAACAAAUCAGUUGAAGAAGAGAUACUAAAAGAGAUUGAUAGUAAAGGAAAACAGAAGAAAAUAACAGAAAAUUUUUCAGUUUUUGAAGAAACAAAAGAAAUGGUUUAUAUCCAUGCUGCAUUGUGUGAGACUAUGAGGCUUUACCCUCCAGUUGCAGCUGAUCUUAAAGAGGCUAUGGAUGAUGAUAUCCUUCCUGGUGGGAUAUAUGUGAAGAAGGGUACUAGGAUUACUUACCACCCUUAUGCUAUGGGAAGGUUAGAGAAGAUUUGGGGCCCACAUUGGCUUGAGUUCCAGCCUGAGAGGUGGUUGGAAGUUGAACAUAGGAGUCUCAAUAAGGAUCCCGAAGUUGUUCAAGACGGCUCUAAAGUGGAAAGGUGGAAGUUUGUGCCUCGUGACCCGUAUUCUUACCCGGUUUUUCAAGCUGGACCUAGGAUUUGCCUUGGUAAAGAGAUGGCUUUCUUGCAAAUGAAAAGGGUAGUUGCUGCUGUUUUGGAGAGGUUUCGGGUAGUUCCAAUGGUGGAAGACGGGUUUGAACCCGUAUAUGUGCCUUUGUUGACAGCAAAGAUGCAAGGUGGCUUGCCUGUAAGAAUUGAAGAAAGGAUCCCAAUUUGAGUUGCUCAAGUUUGACUUCUAAUAAAAACAAAAAAAUUUAAUUUAUUUUUCAUGAAUAUUUUUUUAUUACAUGGUAGGUUGUCAGAAGUAAAUGAGUAGGUGAUAAAAAUGAUAUUUAUUCCACUUGAAUCAACAACAUAUGCUCUAUUCCCAUAAUUCUUCAAAGCACAUAUUACAUGAAAUUUAGUCAGGGAAUGUUAUAAUAAUUUGAUGGAAAGCAAUGUGUGAACUGUGAAGUUCAAUUUAGGGGGUGGUGAAUGGUGAUAGUAAGAUUUUCUUAGAUUAUAUGUAUUUUAAAUUAAUAGCAUGAUAUGAAGUGUGAAGUAAAAUAUUCAUAAUGAUCUUAUUUCAUUGAUGUUUGACUUGUAUGAUAAGAACUACUUCUAUUAAGUUUUAAUUUGCACUAAUUAAUCUAGUUGUGGGCCCCGUUUUUUAAAAAUGCACUUGAUUAAUAGUCAUGAUCUUGUUUCAUU
This is a messenger RNA of Amaranthus tricolor (Joseph's coat), 4343 nucleotides long. RefSeq names its product cytochrome P450 94A2-like. Bases 2281 to 3870 code for a protein of 529 amino acids. The transcript is spliced from 3 exons. The record is from RefSeq and is a predicted model, not a curated record. Gene Ontology annotation, molecular function: iron ion binding; monooxygenase activity; oxidoreductase activity, acting on paired donors, with incorporation or reduction of molecular oxygen. NCBI's taxonomy places the organism in Eukaryota, Viridiplantae, Streptophyta, Magnoliopsida, Caryophyllales, Amaranthaceae.